Lithohypha guttulata is the source of this 741-nucleotide messenger RNA. RefSeq lists its product as uncharacterized. The transcript is spliced from 4 exons. Gene Ontology annotation, cellular component: mRNA cleavage factor complex. Bases 1 to 741 code for a protein of 246 amino acids. Lineage: Eukaryota; Fungi; Ascomycota; Eurotiomycetes; Chaetothyriales; Trichomeriaceae. Gene Ontology annotation, molecular function: mRNA 3'-UTR AU-rich region binding. The record is from RefSeq and is a predicted model, not a curated record.
AUGACUUCCGACUUCACACAGCAAUCGGCACAUCCGCCUCUGAACCCACCACCAUUUACUGCAAACCAACCGCAGACGAUACGAUUACACCCUCUAUCCAACUACACGUUUGGUACCAAGGAUGUCCAGCUUGAGGAGGAUCCCUCCGUGCUGACCAGGCUGAGGAGACUGGAGGACCACUACGAGAAACAUGGCAUGAGAAGGACAUGCGAAGGCAUUCUUGUAUGCCACGAACAUAAUCAUCCACAUGUCCUGAUGCUACAGAUCGCAAACGCUUUCUUCAAGCUACCCGGAGACUAUCUUCCACCUGAGGCUGAGGAGAUACCUGCUUUUACCGACUUGCUCAAUUCUCGCCUUGCGCCUACAAGUCCCACGACGCAGGAUCUUGAGUGGCAGGCACUCUCGAUACCGAAAAAUAUGAAGCUGUUAGCUGUCCCUCUCUUUGAGCUGUAUGACAACACAGCACGAUAUGGCCCGCAACUGAGCGCGAUCCCACACUAUUUGAGCCGAUAUCGAUUCGAGUUUGUGGACGAAGAAGGAAGAGUUAGUCGCGUGACGCCUGGUGGAGAAGCUAUGAGUGGUGGAGGCGGUAUUAAGGUGCUUAUUGAUGGAGAGAUUCUUGAUCAGAACGGAAGUGCACAAUUGAAAGGGGAAGACGACGAUGAAGUGGAUAUGAAGAAGAUCAAGGUCGAGCUGGGAAACGUAGAGGGAAUGAAGGAUGAAGACGACGUCAAACAGUGA